Molecule: messenger RNA, 3314 nt
Organism: Silurus meridionalis
Lineage: Eukaryota; Metazoa; Chordata; Actinopteri; Siluriformes; Siluridae
Gene: islr2
Product: immunoglobulin superfamily containing leucine-rich repeat 2
Exons: 2
Coding region: 288-2417 (709 amino acids)
Molecular function (GO): protein binding
Source: RefSeq, a predicted model, not a curated record
UUCCCUUUGCUCUAUGGAGGCGGGAGCGCGCAAUGGUUUCUGCUCACACUCGAUCGCAUGCAGAGAACUACCUCCGGACUGCUAAGCACCACAGUGAGACGAAAAUGUCUCAUCUGCUGUCCAUCAACCAUUAUUGCUUUGUUUCCCAGAGUAAUAUAGGAGUAUUAAUUAUGCUUUGGGAUAAUUCUCCUUACCAUCUCUAGACAAACCGCAUCAUAUUUCAUCGAGUGUUCUUUUGACUUAUUUCAGUUCGAGGAAUCGGAGUACUCGCCUACAGGUGUGGAAAAAUGGCGUCCAGGUGCUUCUUGCUACUCGCCUUAGGGACUGCAGUGAUUACCUUUGCAGUGAAUGUGCAGUGCUGUCCUACGCCGUGUAGUUGCUCAGAUAAAACCCCCCAUCACUUUGUGGAGUGUGCUUACAAAGAACUUCAGCUUGUACCUGAUGGCUUGCCAUCCAAUGUGACCACUCUUAGCCUUUCAGCAAACAAAAUCAAAGUGCUGAAAUCACAAAAUUUUGUGAAUGUAAUCCAGGUUACAUCUCUUUGGCUGUCUCACAAUGAAAUUGUUACCAUUGAGAGAAACACUCUGGCACCAAUGUACCAACUAAAAAAUCUGGACCUAAGCCAUAAUAAAAUAGUACUUUUUCCAUGGGAGGACCUUGCUAACCUUACUUCUCUGCAGUUGCUGAAAAUAAAUAACAAUGAGAUGGUCAAUCUGCCCAAGGAUGCUUUCAUCAACUUGAUAGAGUUGCGUUCAGUUCGUAUUAACAAUAACAAAUUUACAACGAUUGCUGAAGGAACUUUUGAUGCUCUUAUCUCCAUGUCGCAUCUACAGAUUUACAACAAUCCCUUUACAUGUUCUUGCAAACUGGAGUGGAUGAGGGAUUGGAUUAUUAAUUCAAAAAUUUCCAUUCCUGAGCAAAACAACAUUGUUUGUGAGGCUCCUGCCCAUUUAAUUGGUUUACAAGUCACUCAGAUGCCAAAACUGGUGUGUCAGGCUCCAACUGUUAUAAUAAAAUAUCAGCCCAACAUUGAAAACACAGAAAUUCAUGAGGGGUACAUGGUCAUUUUAAAUUGUGAAACUAAAGGAAGCCCCAAACCUGAUGUUGAGUGGGAAGUAUUUGCAGGAAACCAACUACUAAAUUUCCCAUUGCCUUCAGUUGUAGAAAAUAUUGAGGUUCCUAUUAAUAGUGCACCCACUAAUACAAGAUUCCAAAUUUUUCAAAAUGGAACUCUAAUCAUUCCUCAUAUGAGCAAAAAAGAAGAGGGAAACUAUACCUGUUCUGCUACUAAUGACAUCGGCAAAGCUGAACACACAGUGAAACUUGCGGUGGCUGUUACCAAAAAAGAAAACACCAACUCUGUGCUGGACACAAAAGAAAGUACUGGUGUGACUGACAAUAAGCCUGGCCAGAAGAACCCCAAAAACAAUGUAUGGCCCAAAUAUGAGAAGCCCAAAAUUCUUCCAACUGGAACAUCAUCGAUUAAUAUUAAAACUGAACCGGUUGAUUCUGAUACUUUACCAUUUACCAGUAAGUGUGGAAUAAGUGAUGGUACACAGUAUAUAUCCAAUCAUGCAUUUAACAUGAGCUUGGAUGACCUGAAACAAUACACAUUUGACUUUGGGGUGAUUGCUUUAGAAGUGUCAGAGACUGAGGCUAAAGUCCAACUCAAUCCUUUACAGAUGGCAAAUGCCAAAUCAAACCUUCACCUCAACCAACCACAGGACCUGGAAACUGUGAAUAAAGAACCUUUCACUCUUUACCAGACUUCAUCCAAAAAAUCUCCUAUGGACAUGCUGUAUGUUUGUGUGAGCACUGGCAAAGGACAUUCAGUUGUUCAGUGGUCCAAGAUUGAGGACGGUGUCAAUACAUAUCGUUUCCAAGGUUUAAAACCAGGCACUAACUACACUCUGUGUCUCACCUAUGGCGGACAGGACUGCCAGGUCCAGGUUGUCUUUACAACAAGGAAGAAAAUCCCAUCUUUACUUAUUAUAGUUGUGGUCAGCAUUUUCUUACUGGCUCUGGCCACAGUGCCCUUGCUAGGAGCCACCUGCUGUCACUUGUUGUACAAGUAUCAAGGGAAGACUUACAAACUGAUUAUGAAGACGCAGAAUGCAGAUCAGCUGGAGAAGCAAAUGGAGACAGACUUUGAUCCGAGAGCCUCUUUUGUGGGCUCAGAUAAAAACUUCAAUGCAAGUGAGCUUGGUGAGGGAGACGCUGAAGCUGAUGUGGAGGAAGGGGAAGGGGAAGGUGAGGAAGUCGAGGGCAGUGUGGUAACUGAGUCCAUCCCUGAGUCGCAGUCCAAAACUCAGGAGGAGUUCGAAGUGGGCUCCGAGUAUAGUGACAGGUUACCGUUAGGAGCUGAGGCAGUGAAUAUAUCUGAGGAAAUAAAUGGCAAUUAUAAAGAGCCACGCUAAAGCCUGACAGUGUGUAAAAUAUUUACCUUUCGACCACAUUCCAAUCCAGGUGAAUACCGAUGAGCACAUCACCUUACUAUUGUGAUACUCUGCAGAAGGUGCGUUAACUCUAUUUUACCUCAGUUAUUCAGCAGUAAAUGUAUAUAUUUCGUAUUGGUUACUGGAUUUUUAUGAAUAGCCUAUCUCUACGAACAAUUUAUUCCAACACACCUCACACACUGAUUUUUACAUUCAACUCAAGGUUACAUCUAUCACCUGGAAAGGCUUAGCAUUCAUACAUACAUGUAAGAGACUGUGAAAUUCAUAGUUACAGUUAGUCACUAAUCAAACGUCUUUCAAUUCAGGGCUUUGAUAAGAGUAAUGUUGUGUUCACAGUACAUGUUCAUCAGUUAUUGUUCAAACCUCGGCGCACGGACUUGUGAAAAAGGAAGGGGAUCGUUUCACCUCAUGGUGUGUGCGGAAAAAGUAGGCUAAAAACCCAGGUCACCAUCGAGUGACAUGACAUUUGUGUAAUAUGUGACUUCAGAUCUCGGGUGCUUAAAGAAGAUCCCCUUUGCCUUUACGGACUGAUUGAACGUCUCCUUUCUCUAGUUUAAGGUUCGUGGCAUGUCACACAAGAAGUAUUUCCGACUGUGUUUUUAUUAGAAUAUAUAGGACGGUAGAUAUUCUCGGUGUCGAUGUGUGGUGUAAAGCAGUAAAGUGUAAAGAUGUCUCAUUUUUAUAAAUAUAUAUUAUCCCAACCGUCGCGUUUCACUAUCAGCCUGUACGCACGUCCCGUACACUUCCUCUUAGUGAUUUGUGUCGACAGAUAUUGUGUUCGACUGAUGUUGUUAACCAUCUUUUCAAAGAUUUUGAUAUCAUUUUAUGUACGUGAACUUAAUAAAAUACUGAUCAAUA